Messenger RNA from Dermatophagoides pteronyssinus (European house dust mite), 903 nucleotides. RefSeq names its product ADP-ribosylation factor-like protein 6. Gene Ontology annotation, molecular function: GTP binding; GTPase activity. The record is from RefSeq and is a predicted model, not a curated record. Lineage: Eukaryota; Metazoa; Arthropoda; Arachnida; Sarcoptiformes; Pyroglyphidae.
GUUAUUGUUUGUUGGUUAUCGUGUUUUGUUUUGUUCAUGAAUCAUUGGUAAUUCUAUUGGAUUUCCUUGUUGUGUGUGUCAUUAUUGAAAUUUGUUUGAUUCUUUUUGUUUUUAUUAGAUCAAUUCAUCUUAUCAACAAUAUUUUCGAAAACAAAAAUGUCAUCAUUUUUUGGCAGAUUUUUAACCAUUCUUGGACUAAAACGUCGUGAAGCUAAUGUUUUAGUUGUUGGUUUAGAUAAUUCGGGUAAAUCAACCAUAUUGAAUUAUUUGAAACGUAAAGAAGAUCAAGUGGAAGAAAUUGUACCAACCGUUGGUUAUACUGUUGAACGUUUAUCCGGUAUUGAACGUAAUCGUUCUGGUAUUACAUUAACAGCAUUCGAUAUGUCUGGCCAAGGUCGUUAUCGUAAUCUAUGGGAACAUUAUUAUGAUAGUGUUGAAGGUAUUAUUUUUGUUGUCGAUUCUACUGAUGCAUUACGUUUAGUUGUUGCACGUGAUGAAUUGGAAAUGUUACUCAAACAUCAGCAAGUUGUUUUUGAAUCGAACAAAAAUAAUGAUGAUCAUGAAUCAUCGAAAAAUCCAAAUGAAUCAAUAAAUAAUGGUAAUAAUAAUGAUAUUCGUCAAUCAUUAUCAAAACCGGAUAUACCGAUUUUAUUUUUUGCAAAUAAAAUGGAUCUUAAAGAAGCAUUAUCAACGGUAAAAAUUUGUCAAACAUUAGGUCUACAUCAAUUACCACAUAAACAAUGGCAUGUACAAUCAUCGAAUGCAUUGACCGGUGAUGGUGUACAGGAAGGUAUCGAUUGGUUAUUAGUACAAUUGGCAAACAAUAAAAAACUACAGAAUUCAAAUAAUCAAUCAUCGAAUCAACAACAACAAACAUUGAAAUAAAACGAUGGCUAGAUUGGU